Anarrhichthys ocellatus (wolf-eel) is the source of this 2058-nucleotide messenger RNA. RefSeq names its product PRKC, apoptosis, WT1, regulator (gene pawr). Lineage: Eukaryota; Metazoa; Chordata; Actinopteri; Perciformes; Anarhichadidae. Gene Ontology annotation, biological process: apoptotic process; positive regulation of apoptotic process. The transcript has 7 exons. Gene Ontology annotation, cellular component: cytoplasm. The record is from RefSeq and is a predicted model, not a curated record. Bases 207 to 1232 code for a protein of 341 amino acids.
CACAGCGCUCGAGACAAGCGCCAUUCAUCUGAGAGGACCGCGGGCACACCUGGUCGGACCGCGGAGAGCAGAUUAGCGCCUGAAACAGCUCCACGCAGCACUCGGGUUAAUCACUUGAGGAAUGCGGUGCCAUUAAGGACGGGGAGCCGACACUUCAUAUCAACUUUUAAGUUCAUUUUCACCCAACUUGUUUAAAAAAAGGGAUCAUGGCCACGGGCGGAUUCAAGCCAAACGCCACGACGGACUUUUUGGAGGAGUGGAAAGCUAAACGGGAGAAAAUGAGAGCCAAAAUGCUGGGGGACAUAGCCGCAGCCACUGGCGCGCCCAUGGGUGCCAGCAACCCAAACAACAACAACAACAGUAACCGCACCGAGCUCACCAAUAACGGCAGCCCGGACCGGAGCGCCUCCGCUGGGAACUGCCUCCCUCCCUCCUACGCGGUGGCUCGGUCCUCCUCCGGCACGGCUUUAAAGAGACCCGAGGAGGAAACGCACCCCCCUGCCUCACCCACUGCCGUCUCUCCGCCGGGGAGCGACCUGACGAAGGCCACGCCUCAGACGGAGAAGGCUCCGUGCGACUCCCCGGACUCCAGCCCCAUGGCUUGCAAUGACGGGGACAUGGGAAGCCCGUCGCCCGGUAAGGUCAAGGAGAAGAACAGCACCGGCGGUCUCAGCGCGAGGAAGGGGAAAGGGCAGUUUGAGAAGAGAAAGCUGAGAGAAAAGAGGAGAUCAACAGGUGUUGUCAGCAUUCCAUCCAGUGAGAGCCUGGAUGAGCUGGACGAUGACGACGCUGGGGAGAAGGACAGGAAGGAGGAGGAGCUGGUGCAGGCCAACACUUUCCAGAACGAGGCCAUGACAGCUGACCUCGCCAUUGGCCACUUGAUGGAAACCCCCAGAUCUGGGAGCGGCCGCCACAAGAGCUCUGCAGGAUCUGAGGAAGAGGUGGGCGGGAACAGCAGACAACGACACUACCGUCACAGCCGAGAUGGAGGAGCUGCAGCACCGGGGAGUUUGGAGAAAAGGAUGGAGGAGCUGGAGAAGGAGCUGGCCAGAGAGCGUCAGGAGAACGGCCGGUUGCUGAAAUCCGACGAGGACAAAGACGACCUCAUCGGGAAGCUGAGGGAGGAGAUUGACUUGCUGAACAGAGACCUGGACGACAUUGAGGAUGAGAAUGAGCAACUCAAACAGGAGAACAAGACUCUGCUGAAAGUGGUGGGUCAGCUGACGAGGUAGAACGGCGCAGCCUCCUCCCCCGAUGUUCCUCCUCGACAUCCCGCCCCGGCUCACGUCCACCAUCACGGCCUUCAAUGCGUUUGGUUCUGUCUCUUCCUGUGUUAGAGGUGAAACUGUAAACUAGUCGUUCAGAGCCUCACGGCCUUUAAUACAUUCCCACGAGGAGGAUUUAUUCCAUGUGUUGUGAAAGCUGAGCGGUCUAGGGGCCGACAGUCUCUCGGGGACUGUCUGUCAUCGUACAUAUUUAAUGUAAAUCUAUUGUGUAUAUAGGCCAUUUAGAUUUUUUGGGGGGUCGGGAUUUUUUGAUAUGGUCUGAUAAAGUAAUAAAGUAAAAUGAAUAUAUGUGCUGCACAAACAAUCGCACACAAAGUAUUUUAAAACUUGUUUAGAGGUUUAAAGCCUCCGUGCACACAGCAGUCACCCAGGUCAAUUUAAAACGAUCUCCAGUGUUGCGAUGUUUGAAUUGUGUCCGAGUGCAGUGAAUCAGUGAGUCAUCGGAGAACUUGAAGCUUCUGUCGACGACCUCUUGGACCAAAUGCAACAUGAAUACUGCGACGGUACCAUCAGCCAAAGUGGGCGUAGUGCCUUCAAAACAUGUGAGGUAUUCUUCUAAAAGGAAAACUAGUUAUCGCCUCUCAUCCCUCUGAUCACUUCCUGUUUUAAUCCAAUCCCAGUGGGGCAUCUACACACCUGUAGUUUGAAUAUUUCAAAUUUAAACGAGACUUUAUGUGAAUUAUCUGCUUUGCGCAUUUCAAUGUUAACAUCUAAGUAUUAUACUUGUCAUUAGGGUGAAACACUUUCCUAGUAUAUAUAUAUAUAUAUAUAU